Molecule: messenger RNA, 975 nt
Organism: Myotis davidii
Lineage: Eukaryota; Metazoa; Chordata; Mammalia; Chiroptera; Vespertilionidae
Gene: FGF18
Product: fibroblast growth factor 18
Exons: 4
Coding region: 1-597 (198 amino acids)
Biological process (GO): fibroblast growth factor receptor signaling pathway; cell differentiation; positive regulation of cell population proliferation
Cellular component (GO): cytoplasm
Molecular function (GO): growth factor activity; type 1 fibroblast growth factor receptor binding; type 2 fibroblast growth factor receptor binding
Source: RefSeq, a predicted model, not a curated record
AUGGACGCAGUGGGAGGAGCCAGUGCAAAGGCCCUGGGGCAGGUGCUGGCGGCCGAGGAGAACGUGGACUUCCGGAUCCACGUGGAGAACCAGACGCGGGCUCGGGACGAUGUGAGCCGUAAGCAGCUGCGGCUGUACCAGCUCUACAGCCGGACCAGCGGGAAGCACAUCCAGGUCCUGGGCCGCAGGAUCAGCGCCCGUGGCGAGGACGGGGACAAGUAUGCCCAGCUCCUAGUGGAGACAGAUACCUUCGGCAGUCAAGUCCGGAUCAAGGGCAAGGAGACGGAGUUCUACCUGUGCAUGAACCGGAAGGGCAAGCUGGUGGGGAAGCCCGACGGCACCAGUAAGGAGUGCGUGUUCAUCGAGAAGGUCCUGGAGAACAACUACACGGCCCUGAUGUCGGCCAAGUACUCCGGCUGGUACGUGGGCUUCACCAAGAAGGGGCGGCCGCGGAAGGGCCCCAAGACCCGGGAGAACCAGCAGGACGUGCACUUCAUGAAGCGCUACCCCAAGGGGCAGGCGGAGCUGCAGAAGCCCUUCAAGUACACCACGGUGACCAAGCGGUCACGGCGCAUCCGCCCCACAAACCCCGGCUAGAGGCACAGAGGGCUGCACCAGAGGAAUAUUUUUACAUGAAAAAGAAGGAAGAAGCUCUAUUUUUGUACAUUGUGUUUCAAAGAAGACAAAAACUGAACCAAAACUCUUGUGGUGGUGGGGGAGGAACGGGGGACGAUAAGGAUUUUAUUGUUGACUUGAACCCUCCCCCCCCCCUGCUCCCUCCACCCGAUGACAAAGACUCACGUCACGCAAAGGGACUGUUGUCAGCGCACAGGUGCUUGUCUCUCUCAGAACAGACAACUCUAAACGCGUCCCCGGAGGAGGACUUGAAUGAGGAAAACGACACUCUGAGAAACCAAAGUCCUUUUUCCCAAAGGUUCUGAAAGCAAAAGAAAAAAAAAGCAAAAAAAAAAAAAA